Syngnathus acus (greater pipefish) is the source of this 6780-nucleotide messenger RNA. It is a transcript of the gene pde4d, whose product is annotated as phosphodiesterase 4D, cAMP-specific. The transcript is spliced from 15 exons. Gene Ontology annotation, biological process: signal transduction. Lineage: Eukaryota; Metazoa; Chordata; Actinopteri; Syngnathiformes; Syngnathidae. Gene Ontology annotation, molecular function: 3',5'-cyclic-AMP phosphodiesterase activity. Gene Ontology annotation, cellular component: nucleus; cytosol; perinuclear region of cytoplasm. The coding region runs from base 717 to 2885 and encodes 722 amino acids. The record is from RefSeq and is a predicted model, not a curated record.
CGCUGUGUGCAUGUGUAGACACGUCGCUCAGGAAUGGUAAGAGGAUCAAUAGGUUUUAGCAAAGUGGAGAGAGAAAGCACCCCUCUUAUGCACGAUCAGGACAUCCCACACGGGGAGGAGGAGUAGGAGGGAAGCAGCGAUAGGCUCAGAUGGUUCAUUGUUGUUGUUUUUUUUCCUCCUCCCUCUCCCUCUCUCUCUCCCUUCCUAUUUCUUUACGUUCCUCUGCGGGAUGUUGAGAAAGUAAGCGAGACAAAGCAGAGCGCUUUGCAACAUGCUCGGUCACGUUAACGCCACUCCUCCUCCUCCUCCCGCCGCUGCCCCCCGUCAGCUGUUCUCCGGAGGAAUGACUCCCUGAAGCCGGCUCACCAUGUGGAUGCGGGGCAGUCAUUUCCAGACCUUUGCCGGAAGAAUACCGAGGAAAAAAGGAGCGGCGGUGGCGGCGGCCCAGAGGGCUCGGCGUGGGUGGCCGCACUGCUGGGAGUCCAUACGCUGCAGUUUGGACACUGGGAUUUUAUCUGCCUUUUUAUAGCAGCUUUUUUUUUUCAUGAAUUUGAAGGUGCUACUUUAUUUUUAAGUGCUUUUUUUGAUUGCAACCAAAGACUUAUAUUUAUGGCUGUCUGCUGGACUCGUUUGGUAUACCACUGCAGCAUGGGACACCACACCGGUGGAUAGACUAACUCAAAUCCGAGUGACAAAAGAGCUGAGUCAGCCUGAGCAUGAAGCCCGGACUGUGUCCAGGUGUCUCCAGUGACAGAACCAUGAAGCACCUUAGCCACUUUCCCUUUAGAAGACACUCCUGGAUAUGUUUCGACGUGGACAAUGGAACAUCAUCAGGUCGCAGCCCGCUGGACCCGAUGGCCAGUCCAGGAUCGGGUCUCAUCCUGCAGGCCAACUUUGUCCACAGCCAGCGGAGGGAGUCGUUCUUGUACCGCUCAGACAGCGACUACGACCUCUCGCCCAAGUCGAUGUCCCGAAACUCCUCCAUCGCCAGCGACAUCCAUGGUGACGACAUGAUUGUAACGCCAUUUGCACAGGUCCUUGCCAGCCUAAGAACUGUACGGAAUAACUUUGGAGCAUUAACCAACCUGCAGCAAGACAGAGCGUCGAAUAAGAGAUCACCCAUGUGCAACCCACCACCCAUCACCAAGACCACCUUUACAGAGGAGGCCUACCAGAAACUGGCCACUGAAACUCUGGAGGAGCUGGACUGGUGCCUGGACCAGCUGGAGACCCUGCAGACCAGACACUCAGUCAGCGAGAUGGCCUCCAAUAAGUUCAAAAGGAUGUUAAAUCGAGAACUGACUCACCUGUCAGAGAUGAGUCGCUCCGGGAAUCAGGUGUCUGAGUUCAUCUCCAGCACCUUCCUAGACAAGCAACAUGAGGUCGAGAUGCCGUCACCUCAGUCUCAAAAGGAUAAGGAGAAGAAGAACAAGCCUAUGUCUCAGAUCAGCGGUGUCAAGAAGUUGCAACACUCGUCCAGCCUCACCAACUCCAACAUCGCUCGCUUUGGCGUCAAGACGGAGACGGAAGAUGAGCUGGGCAAGGAGCUGGAACAAGUGAACAAAUGGGGCCUUAACGUUUUUAAGAUCUCCGAAUUCUCUGGGAAUCGGCCACUGACAGUCAUGAUGUACACCAUAUUCCAGGAGCGAGACUUGUUGAAAACCUUUAAAAUUCCACUGGACACCUUUAUUACCUAUUUGAUGACCUUGGAGGACCACUAUCACGGCGACGUGGCCUACCAUAACAAUAUCCACGCUGCUGACGUCACACAGUCUACCCACGUGCUGCUUUCCACACCGGCGCUUGAGGCGGUGUUCACGGACCUGGAGAUCCUUGCCGCCAUUUUUGCCAGCGCCAUUCACGACGUGGACCACCCAGGAGUAUCUAACCAGUUCCUCAUCAACACCAACUCUGAACUGGCGCUGAUGUAUAACGACUCAUCCGUGCUGGAGAACCACCACCUGGCCGUGGGCUUCAAGCUCCUGCAGGAGGAGAACUGCGACAUCUUCCAGAAUCUCACCAAAAAACAACGACAAUCAUUGCGCAAGAUGGUCAUCGACAUUGUGUUGGCUACUGACAUGUCCAAGCACAUGAAUCUACUGGCUGAUCUGAAAACCAUGGUGGAAACUAAAAAGGUGACCAGCUCAGGAGUCUUGCUGCUGGACAACUACUCCGACCGGAUACAGGUUCUGCAGAACAUGGUUCACUGCGCCGACCUAAGUAACCCCACCAAGCCGCUGCAGCUGUACAGGCAGUGGACCGACCGCAUCAUGGAGGAAUUUUUCAGCCAGGGCGACCGCGAGAGGGAGCGAGGCAUGGAGAUCAGCCCUAUGUGCGACAAGCACAACGCUUCUGUCGAAAAGAGCCAGGUGGGUUUCAUCGACUACAUCGUGCACCCCCUGUGGGAGACGUGGGCCGACCUAGUGCAUCCGGACGCUCAGGACAUUUUGGACACGCUUGAGGACAACCGGGAGUGGUACCAAAGCACCAUCCCCCAAAGCCCCUCGCCCACCCUGGACGAGCCCGAGGACGGCGGGCGGCACCCGGGCGGGGACAAGUUCCAGUUUGAGCUGACACUGGAGGAGGACGGCGAGUCAGACACGGAGAAAGACAGCGGCAGCCAGCCGGAGGAGGAUGAAGAAGAAGAGGAAGAUGAGGACGAGGAUGAAAACAGCUGCACGGACUCCAAAACCCUCUGCACGCAGGACUCGGAAUGCACUGAGAUUCCCUUGGACGAGCAGGUGGCCGAGGAAGAGGAGGUCGCCGAGGAGGGCGACUCUCCCUGCUCGCAAACAUGUGUCGUGGAGGAGGAGGAGGAGGGAGAAGAAGAGGCGGUAGCGGAAGGGAAGGAAGAUGAGGCGGAAGUGAAAUCUCCUGACACAUAACAGUUUAGGGAGUGAUGAACUGCUUCUUAGUAAUGAUUAUUUAUAGAAUUUUUAUUUUGGGGGGGGGUAUGGUUUUAUCUUACUUGUAUGUUCCCCUUCUGCCCUGCUCAGACACUGAUUUUAAAGGGGAAGUCAAGUCCAAAAUCUUCUCGACUUAAAUUUGAUGGCGCUCCGCUUCUCUAUACACAGCAUUCUGAUAUGUGCUGUAUUUGUGGAACAUGAAUUAAGUAGAAUCUGUCUUUAUGUCAGCAGCAAGUCGCCGUACAAGGCAAAAUGGCCGCCCCUUGAGAAUGAUAAAAACGGGUAGAUUUAAAUAAUUUAAUUAAUUCAUGUUCCAUAAACACAACAUUAUUCUGAAAUAUUGUAUUUAGACUAGUGAGGUCGUUUAGAACAUGUUGCGAAGACCUUUUUUGACUUGACUUACACUUUAAGCCUGCUCUAGACUGUAGCACACGAGCAAAAGAUGAUGCUGCAAAAUUUCACGCAUGCUCGCACUAGGCCGUUUGAACCGUGCUUGAGUCCACAAUGUUUAGUUGUGAUGUGUACACUUCACCUCAGAGGUAGCCCGGCACGAUUUGGAACCAACAUGCAACGCCGACAUUAUUGGAUUAGAAAAAAAUAAAUGAAAAAAGUAAUCCACAGAAUAAAAACAAGGCAGUUCAAAAUAGUAAAAAAAGUCCACCUCGUGCGCUUACAGAUGGGCAAUGUGCGUGUCAUGUAAUUAAUAAUAAUCGCCACUUUGCAAUAGAAAUAAAUACAAUAACUAGAAUAAAUCCAGAGUUAAAAAAAAGCUGUGGCAGACAUUGACAUGCAAUUUUUGUGUCAUAUGAUUAUUAUUUAUAUCCGUGCCAGUUAUCCACGAUAAUUGCCCUCUUGUGAAAUCAGCAUGAAUAGAACGACUAAAAAUAAUCCACAAAUUAGCCUCUUGCAUCUUGCGUAGUUGAAAUAAACCCCACAAUGUCAAAAAGUCCAGACCUGACUGUCCUGUGCUUCUCACCAGCUAAUGGUAACAACCGCCACCUUGCAAAUUACAACUGAACAGAACAGCUAGAAAUAAUCCACAGAGUAAAGAAAGAAUUGUGGCAAAUCCAGCACGGUUUCAAAUGGCCUUUGACUGUAAAAGGCCUACAGUAUAGAUCGGGCUUCAGCCGACACCCAGCACACAUGAGCGCCGCUCAAACAUGCCAAGCGCACGUCUGGUUCAAACAUGUCCACCCACCGGUACUCUGUCACUUUUUGUUGUUGUUGUUGUUUUUGCACUCAGGAAAACUUUAUAUUCCUGUUCACACUAAGGUGCCGUAUUUCCUGCUCCAUCAUUUGACCUUCUUCUCCUAAAUCUGAGAGGGUGUGUGUGUGUGCGUGCGUGCAUGAUGGCCUUUAGAAACACAUUACGGAUGUGGAAGUCUUCCUUGGAAAGUGGAGGGAUACUGUCUUUGUCUUGUUGUCUUCUGGUCUUUUCUACACUUUUGUUUUACUGAGCGUACAAUGAGGUCUUUGUGCGUGUGUGAGAGACUCUUGUGAGGUGUUUGCACUUGCUCCGAUAGCAUUUAUACUCCUUAAUCUACUCCCACUCGGCUAACUUGCUAGGACUUUAUGAUUAGCUUUUCUUUUGACCAUGGAGGAGGUGGAAAAACAAAAAAAACACAAGUUGAAGUGGGGUGAAGCCUUUAAAUCUUCUUGUUGCCUACAGUUCUUUUUGAACGCAUCUUGAGACAAUGCAAUGCUUUCUAGUCCAUACAAUGAAAAAGCACCUUUUUUUCUUUUGUCAAAGAAUUUGUCCUCGACACAACUAGUAACCAUGUUUAGUGAUUAGCGGAGUGAUUUUUUAAAAAAUUUUUUUAUUGUUUUGUCACUUCCUGUUUUGGUUUUUUCACUGCAUUCAAGUUGGUAGUUUGUAAUUUAUUUAAAUUUGAUCUUUUUUUUCCCCCCAAUAUUUUGAACUUGUUUUACUUGCUUUUUUCCAUUUUUAUAUCAUUGUUUAUUUUUAUUUCCGUUCAGUGUUGUUUCAUUUUCAACUUCAAUCAAUUUGAGAUGUUUUUAAUUAAUCGAACAUGCCAACUUGUCUCCCUCACUCAAAUGCUUUUUUUCACCAUUUCCACACAUAACUUGUUAAUAUAUUUUUUCCUCCCUUAAUUUGAAUCCUAUAAAGUUGGUACAGUACAUAAGUCACUGUAGCAUAGAAAAGCUUGCCAGUUUAAAAACCCAAAUAUUAUUCUUAUAUUUUUCCUUCUUCUUCUGUGUACAUAAAACACAAUCAGCAGUUGCCAAAAAAAGAAAAAACACACUUGAAGACUGCACACUGAUUUUUUUUCAUUUUAUUUAUUUUACUUUAUUUGAUCUCUCGUUUUGUUUGUGCCAAAUGCUUUCCCUCUCCAUUUUUAUCCCCCCCUCAUGCUCACCUGAUGCCCUUAUCUGUAAUACGAUCUUUUUCGGUUUAACCGCUGUUUACAAACAUGAUAUUUGUUGUUGUGUAUAUACUAUAUAGUUAUUAUUAUUAUCAUUAUUAUUAUUAUUAUUAAUGUUAUUACUAUCAUCCGUUUGUUGUAAAUGGUCAACUUUUAAUCAUCCCUUUUGGUGAUGGUGUGGCUGUAAUCGCGUACCUCUUGUUGAGAGAAUGUGUCAGAGAAAAAAAUAAUCAUAAGGUUUUAAAAAAUUGUUGCUUGGGGUGGGGGUAACUAACGAGGGGGGUUUAAGCCAAAUUAAUUUCUAAAGAGCAACUGUUCCUUGGCUCAUGGGCUGUGCCUUAAAUCCAACACUCUGUCGCCCUUCUUUUCUUUCUAUCUUCUUCUGCUGCUGCAUUAGAAACGUCCAGUGGCCUGCAAGGACAAAGUUGCAAAACUCAAAACAAAUGUCCAUGUUGUUGGAAUUGUGGCAUAAAUCACAAUAUUAUUUGGGAUGAAAAUUUCACAAUACAGUGAUUAUGUUGCACGGUACUGCGCAAUUGAACCACCAAAUGUUUAAAAGAAAAAAAUGUGACAUAAAAAGUUUUAACAAAAAAAUACUUUGAAACAAAUAAACAACAAUCAAUGGUCAGUAACCUCGCAACGAUAUAUAUAUAAAUUGACAUACAUCGACAAAAAGUAUAUUUUAGUCACAUUUAGCAAUACAAUAGGGAAACAAACAUUUAAAUGUAUUUUUGGGAACUUUGUACUGUGAAGUUGUCACAGCCAAACAAAAAACACAACAUGUUUUCAUCAAUCAACAAUUGGGUCUUUCACAACAAGUACAUUUGUUUUGCUUCUUUGUUUCUGCUACUUCUGGGCCACCGUAACGAUGGCCUCACCUCUUGAUAAAAUGCCUUUUUGUUUCACGUUUGAAGCCAAACCUUUGCUCAUGGAAAGCACACAGGCUUGGCGACACCCACACACACGUGCACAUUCAGCCGCUGCUGCAUUAAAUUUGGCUGAAACACUGACAAUGAGUGUGUGUGUCGCUAAUAAACAUCCCCCUUCCUUCCCUCUUUCCUUCCUUCCCUUCCUGGCAAUAGAACACAAUACUCCGACAAACAGAGACGCUUCUUCUGACACAUAUACUGUAGAUGCUAAACAGCCCUGGCCCAAUGGAAACAGUCUGUUGUUCUUCUUUGUGUUUUAUUUUUUAAUGGUAUGAAAGGAAAAACACAAACUGUAACUUUGAAAUAAAAGAAGAAGAAGAAGAAAAUAAAAAGGUCUUCAGGACAAUUAUUUUUUGGGGUUAUGUCUUUAGAAUGCCAACUUGUCUGGACGUUUCACAGGACAAUUCCAAAUGUUAUUUUAAUGGAAUCCUUGUUGAUUGCAGUCUAUUGGAUAGAACUGUAGAGCAUAACACUUUGUGUAUAAAAAAAGUAAAAAGAAUGAAAAAAAAAAUGUUUUAUAUGCAAUGGAUUAAAUAAAAGCAUGGGUUGAUUCUGCCUAAA